Scatophagus argus is the source of this 1417-nucleotide messenger RNA. RefSeq names its product crystallin, beta B1, like 3 (gene crybb1l3). Gene Ontology annotation, biological process: visual perception; lens development in camera-type eye. NCBI's taxonomy places the organism in Eukaryota, Metazoa, Chordata, Actinopteri, Scatophagidae. Gene Ontology annotation, molecular function: structural constituent of eye lens. The transcript has 5 exons. Bases 4 to 633 code for a protein of 209 amino acids. The record is from RefSeq and is a predicted model, not a curated record.
AUCAUGUCUCACUCAGGUGCUCAGGGCAGUAUUGGCAGCCACUCUGCUAUGGGGCUGCGCAAUCACAAGAUAUACCUCUAUGAGUACGAGAACUUCCAAGGCCGUAGGAUGGACCUGUUCGGAGAGUGCCGUAACCUGUGUGAGAAGGGUUUUGAGAGAAUUGGCUCCAUCAGGGUGGAGUGCGGCCCCUGGGUGGGUUAUGAGCAGCAGAACAUGACUGGUGAGAUGUUCAUGCUGGAGAAGGGAGAGUAUCCCCGUUGGGACACCUGGUCCAACAGCUACAGGUGUGACCGCAUCAUGUCAGUGAGGCCUGUCCGCAUGGAUCCCCAGGACCACAAGAUUUGUCUGUAUGAAUGUCCAAACUUUGAGGGUCGUAAGAUGGAGGUGUGUGAUGAGGACAUUCCAAGCCUGUGGUCAUACGGCUUCCAGGACCGCGUUGCCAGCAUACAGGUCACCGGUGGAACCUGGGUGGGCUACCAGUACCCUGGCUACCGUGGCUACCAGUAUGUGUUUGAAAUGGGCCCUUACAAGCACUGGAAUGACUGGGGAGCCCACCACCCCCAGGUCCAGUCCAUCCGCAGGGUGAGAGACAUGCAGACGCACCGCAGGGGCUGCUUUGAGAUGACCGCAUAGAGAGAAGUCCAGCAUACUGUGGGCAAACAGGAGGGAAUAGCAAGGGGUCAGGCUUGCAAUGCUGCUAACCAUCCCUUGGAAAUUCUUCAACGGCCAUUUAUCCAUGAAAGCUAAUGGCUUCUGAAUAUUGUUAGUGCUUUUACAGGUAGGAUUCGGGAGCAUGUGGCAUCAUGGAUGACUCUGAUGAGGAGUUCUGAUCUUCACAGUCUUCCAGAGCAACUGCAAUACCUGUAAAAACGGUAGCAAUGCUCUCUGUCUACAGACCUCAUAAGAAGAUUUAUCAUAUUUUAGGAGAUUAGCAGAUUUAAGUUGAUAGUUUGUGUUUACUAGUUUGUUUAAAAGCUAUUUUACCCCUUUUAUUUUUAUUUACUUGCCUACGUGUUUCCAGCUGAAAUGAUGCCAAAAAGCCUGUUCACCAAAGUGCUCUCCCUCUCCUGGGAUCCACAGAUUUUAGAGAGUAAAGGGAUAAAUAAUCACAUCACUUCUCACAAAGUACUACCAUGGACAGCUCUCUGCUCUGCACAUGCCCUGCAGUAAGUUUGCCAAGCAGAGGGAGGCACUAUCCCCUCAUCACAAUGCAAAAGCUCAUGUCAGUGACUGGAGGAGGGUAGAGGCCAGUCUGUGAUUAAAAAAGAGAAAGAUGGCUGUGCAGGGUUGUGUUUUGCAUAUGUGAAUAACUUUUGGCUGGCCCUGUUUUCAGCUCAUUGAUGGGGCUGUCCAGAAGAUUUGCAUUUUACACUUUCUCAGGGAUGCUGGCAUCUGGAAAGCAACUUUCCAAUGAAAA